GAACAGGCUGCAAACCAGCAGAAACCCAGCUCCUGUGACCUCUCCCCAUCUCCCUGCACCAUGGCCCAGCCCGCUCUGCCUUUCUGUCUCCUGGGGCUUUUCCUGACAGGUUGCUACGCUCAAGUGACUCAGCCGCCCUCCGAGUUCGUGUCUCCCGGGGCGAAUGUCCAGCUCCCCUGCACGCUAGAGGGCAGUUACACCGUCAGUGCCAACCGUGUCGUUUGGAUACAGCAGAGACCGGGCAGCGUCCCCAGAUUCCUGCUGUAUUUUUACACUGAAUCUAACAAAGGCAUGGGCUCGGGGGUCCCCAGCCGGUUCGCUGGCUCUCGCUCUGGCUCCGACAAGAUUGGCUAUUUAACCAUCACGGGGGCCCAGGCAGAGGAUGAUGCCGUCUAUUACUGUGCUACGUGGACUGGGAGUGCUUGCACAGUGCUACCGUCCUAUGGGGAAGUGAGACAAAAACCUUCUCACUCCACUGCAGCCCUGCGGCAAGGCUGUGCCCGCUCUGAGCACCAGCCUGCUUCUUACACAGGGGACGUUGGCUCCUGCUUCCCUCACAGCUCCUCAUGUGGGAGACGCACCCUCAGCACUGAAAUACCCUGUGAGCUCAGGCCUGGUCACUGCUCACGGGUCUCUUGGUUUCUGAUAGUCAUCUUGUCGCUAAAAGCUGAGGCAGCCGUCCUCCAUGGCAGGGUCCCCAGGAAACACUGUCCGUUCUCCUGCACCACAAAGAGUGAAGUCUGCACCCCAUGUAAAAUAUGGGACCCGGAAGGGUUUGUCCACCACACCUUCUGGGCCUCUGCGAAACGUGCGAGGGAGCCCGUCAGAGCAUGGACACAUUGCUGCCCAGUAGAUGGCAGCAGAGCACAGCUACUGCAGGUCAAUGGCCCUGACAGGGCUGGGGUGGGUUGGAAGGGAGGCUUAGGGAAGCCCCUGAUAACAUGCGGCCUAAAAUGGCCCCUGGUGCAGGGCACCUAG
This is a messenger RNA of Mauremys mutica (yellowpond turtle), 978 nucleotides long. RefSeq lists its product as uncharacterized. NCBI's taxonomy places the organism in Eukaryota, Metazoa, Chordata, Testudines, Geoemydidae. Gene Ontology annotation, biological process: immune response; immunoglobulin production. The transcript has 2 exons. Bases 61 to 978 code for a protein of 305 amino acids. The record is from RefSeq and is a predicted model, not a curated record.